AUGGCUCACACCCAGUCUGCAGCUUGCUGCAACACGCCCGCGGUCAUCAGCAAGGGCUACCAAGAGAAGGGCACUUUCAUCACCGUCAAUGGCCUGAAGACCUAUAAUACCGGACCCUCCUCAGCCAGUAAAGGUAUUCUCGUCAUCUACGAUAUCUUCGGCUUCUUCCCACAGACCCUCCAAGGUGCCGACAUUCUGGCUCACUCGGACAAGGAGCAUCAAUAUCAGGUUUUCAUGCCAGACUGGUUUGAAGGAAAGCCGGCAGAUAUCUCAUGGUAUCCUCCAGACACGGACGAGAAGGGCAAGAAGCUAGGCGAGUUCUUCCAGACCUCGGCGGCACCGCCAAAGACCGUUGAGCGGGUCAAGAAGGUCAUGGAAGAAUUACAGUCGAACAAUCCUAGUGUCGAAAAUUGGGGAGUUGUUGGAUACUGCUGGGGAGGGAAGAUCGUCAACUUGGUCUCACAGGCGGGGACUCCAUUCAAGGCGGCAGCUAGUUGCCAUCCAGCAAUGGUAGAUCCUAAUGACGCACCAAACAUCACAAUCCCCAUCCUCUCAAUCCCAUCGAAGGAUGAAGAUAAGUCGGCUAUGGAAAAAUACGAGGCUGCACUGAAAGUGCCUAACCAGGUCGAAUGGUAUCAUGACCAGAUCCAUGGAUUUAUGGCUGCAAGAAGUGAUCUCGAGGAUGAGAACGUCAAGGCAGCAUACGAGAAAGCGUAUCAAACCUUGCUCACUUGGUUUCAUAAAUACUUGUGA
This is a messenger RNA of Exophiala aquamarina CBS 119918, 753 nucleotides long. RefSeq lists its product as uncharacterized. NCBI's taxonomy places the organism in Eukaryota, Fungi, Ascomycota, Eurotiomycetes, Chaetothyriales, Herpotrichiellaceae. Gene Ontology annotation, molecular function: hydrolase activity. The transcript has 2 exons. Bases 1 to 753 code for a protein of 250 amino acids. The record is from RefSeq and is a predicted model, not a curated record.